AUGGCGACUUCGAGCUUGCUUUUAACGACCCCAUUCGACAGACUCAUUUCUCACGCCGAGUACAAUCGCCAUAUCAAGACGAUAGAGGAUUUCGUCACACCUUUCAUCCACCGUACCCUGGCUAUACCACCUGACGAGCUCGAAAAGCUCACCAAAUCGGAUACCAAUUUCACCUUCCUGCACAAUCUAGCACGAUUCACCCAAGACCCCAAGGUCAUCCGAGACCAGCUGAUAGCGGUCCUUCUAGCGGGACGGGACACCACGGCGGCCACGCUCUCGUGGGCUUUCUACGAACUCGCAGUGUGUCCCGACAAGGUCGAGAGACUUCGUGCCGAAGUGCUCGAGGCCGUAGGCAGAGACGAGACCCCAACGUAUGAAGCGCUGAAGAACAUGAAGUAUCUUCGCUACACGCUCCAGGAGACUCUUCGUCUCCACCCGGCCGUGCCGAUGAAUGUCAAAGAGGCACUCAAUGACACCACGCUUCCUGGGGUGAACGGCAUGCCAGACAUUGGCGUCUGCAAGGGGGACUUCGUAUGCUACGCCCCAAUGACUCUGCACGCCCGGAGGGACCUGUACCCCAACGUUUCUGAGAAUUUCGCCGAUCCGGCACAGUUCAGUCCUGAAUGA
This is a messenger RNA of Anthostomella pinea, 627 nucleotides long. Lineage: Eukaryota; Fungi; Ascomycota; Sordariomycetes; Xylariales; Xylariaceae. The record is from the annotation of a GenBank genome assembly.